Messenger RNA from Linum tenue, 1228 nucleotides. Lineage: Eukaryota; Viridiplantae; Streptophyta; Magnoliopsida; Malpighiales; Linaceae. The record is from the annotation of a GenBank genome assembly.
CUCUCUCUCUCUCUCCAGCUACUGCUAUAAAUACUUCAAAGAAACCCCAUUUAUCCAAAUUCAAUUCAAUCCAUCCCCUGCUUUCAAACCCAAAGGCCCUUCUCUGUUCUCCAUAUUCCCUUAUCUCCACCUCACUAAUCAUUUUUAGGGACCAUAUUUCUGACUUUUUUAGCGACGAAAUAUAAAUAGAAACAAGAAAUGGAGUUGAUCAAGGCGCUGCCGGAAGAUUGUCUCUCCUCGAUCCUCUCCUUCACUUCCCCACAUGACGCCUGCCGCUCGUCCAAGGUCUCCCCCGAGUUUCAAUCCGCCGCAGACUCCGACGUUGUCUGGGAGAAGUUCCUCCCUUCCGAUUACCACCGCAUUGUCGCCGACUCCGUUCCGGGCCUUGAAUUCUCCUCCAAGAAGGAGCUCUACCGCAAGCUCUGCGACUCUGUUCUCAUCGACGGCGGCCGAAAGAGGUUGAAGCUGGAGAAAUUGUCCGGGAAGAAAUGUUACGAAUUGUCGGCGAGAGAUCUUUCCAUAACUUGGAGCAGUGAAUCGAUGUACUGGACUUGGACUCCGCUUCCCGAAUCAAGAUUCUCGGAAGUUGCAGUGCUCCGAACAAUGUCGUGGCUCGAGAUCCAAGGCAAGAUCAACACCCAAAUGCUAACUCCCAACACCAAAUACGGAGCCUACCUCGUAAUGAAAAUUUCCGACCGAGCUUUUGGUCUCGAUUUGAUGCCAUCCGAAGUAUCGGUUCAGGUGGGUAACAAAGAAGAAUGCCUAAACACGGCGUACUUACGGCGACGGAAAAACAGUCACGUGGAGUUUAUGGAAACGUUGAUGUAUGGACACCGGACAGAAGCGCUGAAGUCGAUGGUGGCCGGCGGUGGGGGAGAAGGGAAGUUGCCGGCGGAGAGGGAAGACGGUUGGUUCGAAAUUGAGAUUGGGGAAUUCUUUAGCGGGGAAAAGAGCGAGGAAGUGAAGAUGGGCUUGAAGGAAGUGAAGGGCCACCAUCUGAAAGCUGGGCUUAUUGUCCAUGGCAUCGAAAUCAGGCCCAAGCACUAAGAGAAAAUUAUUUCUUUUAUUGUUUUUUGUAUACUUUGUAAUUAGGAAAAACGCUAGGUUCAAAAAAAUUGAUUCUUUUAUUUGAUAUUCAUGAAUGUAAACAAAGGAAACAUAAUUUGAGGUUGAGGAGAUAGUUAUUUAUCAAUGUUUUGGACAAAUAGGUCAACUAUUUAACACUCUA